AUGUGUCUCUCAGAAAUGUAAUUCGUCUCUAAUGUAGCAUCUAUCGGACUGACUAUCAGAGGUUUUUCACUACCAAGCCACCUUGGGGUUAAGAUCCAGCAAAUGGAGAAGACGCUUGUGGUUAUAUUAACUCUGUUAACUGCUUCAGGGAUCCUGACUCAGAAGGAUAUGGAUGGCAAGGUGUUUCUUAUGCCCAGAGAGACCAGUACAUCUUAUGUUCGUCUCUACCCAAUGAGAAAUGGUCCUAUUGCCAACCUCACAGUUUGUCUCAAAUGCCAUACAGAACUGGCACGGACUUAUUCUCUCUUCUCUUUGGCCACAGCCAACAAAUACAAUGACUUCCUCAUGUUUCAUUAUACCAAUAGGUUUUCAAUAUAUGUAGGCAACCAACAAUUGUUUUUCAAUAUACCAAGCACCGCGGAACUGAGAAGCAUCUGUGUGAGCUGGGGGUCACUGAGUGGAGAAGUGGUUUUAUGGAUCAAUGGCAAUCCCUAUCCAAGAAAGAUAAUUAUGAAAGGGUACAGAGUCAAUUCCAACCCCAUCAUUAUUAUUGGACAGGAACAGGAUAGUUAUGGGGGCGGGUUUGAUGCUGCUCAGUCUUUUGUAGGAGAGAUAAGUGAUCUUCACAUGUGGGAUAGAGUCCUGAGUUCUCAGGACCUUAUGGAUGUUCUUUAUAAUAGUAACAUGUCGGGGAAUGUAAUUAAUUGGCAAAAUUUAACGUAUGAAACAAAAGGCGAAGUGCUGGUACUUCCACAACUGUGUAAGUUAAAUUACAAACCUGAUUGUUGUAAUAUCCCCACAUAAUAACUUUUUAUAGAGUUCUCAAUGUAUAAAGCACUCCGUCAUUCACUUGUUUUGGCCCUAAAAUACACACAAACAUUUUUCAGAUCAAAACCUCCAUGUGCAGGGACAUCAAGUAAAGGGAAUAGUAUGAGGCAGAGGCAGCAAUGGUCAGACACUGGCUUUUCUCUGCAUGCUGAAGAUUUCCUAUGUUCCCUCAUCCCUAAAAUUUAAUGUUGCAGCCUUGUUCCAUCAUAUACUGUACCCCCUUGUGCACUUGCAAAUAGGAAUAUUUCUCUUUUCUUCUUUAUUGGCUAUUGUUAGUUACAGACUAAAAUUCUCCAUGUUCCAGAUCUUCAGUAAUUUGGAUCUCCAUAUCUUGUCUACCAAAAAAAUCAAUAAAACGUUAAUAAAACCCAA
This is a messenger RNA of Xenopus tropicalis (tropical clawed frog), 1200 nucleotides long. It is a transcript of the gene apcs.2, whose product is annotated as amyloid P component, serum, gene 2. Gene Ontology annotation, cellular component: extracellular region. The transcript has 3 exons. NCBI's taxonomy places the organism in Eukaryota, Metazoa, Chordata, Amphibia, Anura, Pipidae. The coding region runs from base 103 to 804 and encodes 233 amino acids. The record is from RefSeq and is a predicted model, not a curated record.